CCUUAAUUUCACUUUCGAUCACCCCGUGCGCUGGACUGAUGCAAACCCGAAUCUUUUUUUUUACUUUUAAAUCGUGACAUUGAUGUACCAUCGAAUAAAUGCGGCCUGCAUGUCACGGCUAAUGUUGCAAACGAACAUGGCGUCUCAUUAUUCCUGAUCCGCUUGAAUUAAAUGAGCAAACAGGAGAUUUCGCAAUAAGUCAAACAUGUUUAGAUUGAGGUCUUCAGCUGUGUAUUUUGUAUUUAGUCAUGCAUACAGGUUGCUUGAAUUGGCAUCAUGGGUUUAAUUGUUUGUUGGGGAUCCAUCAUAAUAAACGAAUCACAUAUUAAAUGAGAGAGAGAGAGGGAGGGAGAGAGACAGACAGACAGAGAGAGAGAGAGAGAUAUUUAGCAGCAUUGGUAGAAAGCAGACUGUGUAAAUUACAUUGGCAAAAUGUAUCACAUUAGUAUAACACACUUAACACGAUUACACACCAAUGCAAAAAAAUGCACACGACCUUCAUUCCCCUGGGGAGGAGCUGAUGAUGGUUGCAAAAAAAUAAUAAUAUAAACAUAUGAAAAAAUAAAAAAAUAACAAUAAUGUCUGGGAAUUUUGAAAGUGUGAUUUUUCAAGCCUGCAAAAGUUAUUGAAAUUAAUUAAAUCUUAAAAAGUUAUAGAAUAUAAAAAUUUUUUCUAGUUAUGCUCCGAUCUAAUAUAUUUCAGCAGUUAGACAUGGAGUGAAAUCUCUUUUAAAAUGGCUUAAAAUAUCCUAAUCAAGUAAUCACAAACAACUGGAAAACUCAUGGGCAUCUAUUACAAAUGAGUUUUUCUGUCUGUUUGCCUACCUGUAGACUGAGCAUGAACCCACGAGAUGUCCCAGCCACUGUGACCUUCGAAUCUGUCAAUUCUGUCACAUUUACUCAGGACACAGAUGGAAACAUAAUCCUGCACUACCCUCAAAACGAUGGGGAGGACUUGGGUUCUGACGAGGCUUCUGAACCGGCUCACAAACGCCCGCGAUUGUCCAAUGACGACGCAGAAGACCCUCAGGAUUCUACUUCAGCAGAGUACUCUGUUGUCACUUUACCAAUUACAGAAGGCGAUGAAAGUUUUGAGGUGACAAUGACUGCUACAGAGAUGAGAGAAAGAGAGCUGGAACAGGAUGAUCCGUCUCAGAUGCAGAACGAGGAUUCUUCUGGCCUACAGAAAGCUGAAGAUGUAUCAGCUGUCAGUCAAGCCUGGUUCACCACGAAAGAAGAUAAAGACACACUGGUUAACAAGGGUCACAAAUGGAAACAGGGUAUGUGGUCAAAAGAGGAGAUUGAUAUUCUGAUGAGUAACAUAGACAACUACUUGAAGAACCGAGGGAUCCAGGACCCUGCAGAAAUUAUCUUUGAAAUGUCCAAAGAGGAGAGAAAAGAUUUUUACCGCAGUAUUGCCUGGGGUUUGAACAGACCACUAUUUGCAGUUUACAGACGAGUACUACGAAUGUAUGACAACCGAAAUCACGUUGGCAAAUACACUGAUGAGGAGAUCAAUAAACUGAAAGAGCUAAGGGAGAAACAUGGGAAUGACUGGGCUACCAUCGGGGCAGCGCUUGGUCGAAGUGCUUCUUCUGUGAAAGAUCGCUGCCGACUCAUGAAGGAUACAUGCAACACCGGCAAAUGGACAGAGGAGGAGGAGAGAAAGUUGGCAGAGGUGGUCCAUGAGUUGACUGGCACAGAGGCUGGUGAUGUUGUUACUCAGGGCGUCUCUUGGGCAUCUGUAGCAGAACUCGUUGGCUCUCGCUCGGAGAAACAAUGUCGUUCUAAAUGGCUCAAUUAUCUUAACUGGAAACAGAGCGGCGGCACAGAAUGGAGCAAAGAAGAAGAUAUUAACCUUGUUCGUAGGAUAACUGAGCUGGACGUAGAGAAUGAGAAUGACAUUAAUUGGGAUACUCUGGCCGGUGGAUGGAGCAGCGUUCGCUCGCCUCAGUGGCUCCGCAGCAAAUGGUGGACCAUCAAAAGACAAGUGGCCAAUCACAAAGAACUUCCCUUUCCUGUUUUGUUGAAAGGCCUGCAGGAUGUUGUGGAAGCUCCACCAUCUACGGUGAACAAAAUCGUGGUGGUUGGUUCACGUUCUGCAAAUGCUCCACCCAGCCCUGUUACUGCACUGCACAUCCCAGUCCAGAUUCCAGUCCAGAUCACACAUGUCUCUUCCUCAGAUGGUGCAAGUGGCACCUCAGACAGUGAAACGAUCACAUUGAACUCUGGAGCUUUACAGACAUUUGAAUUACUACCCUCAUUUCACCUGCAGCCCACUGGUACCCCUGGCACCUAUUUUCUCCAAACAGGAACCAAUCAGAGCUUCCCACUCACACUCUCAGCCAAUCCCACAGUCACACUCACAGCUGCAGCUUCACCAUCUUCCCCAGACCAGAUUAUUUUACACAGCCUCACAGCUGAUAAUGAAAAUGUGACAGUUCAGAUGUCUCACCCGGGCAUCAUUAUCCAGACAGUAACCUCAGAAGACCUCUCUGACCAUCUUAGCCAUUCAGAGUUGGAAGCAGAGCAGGAUCUUGUGAAGGAACAGCCUUCAGACAACUCUGGGGAUGAGGAUCACGGUGAACUGAGUUCAGAGGAUGCACAAGUAGAAAAGAAAACAGUGGAGGAUUCAGGAAUAGUUGAAGAAGCCGUGCUUAUGGUUCCAUCCCCAAGUAACUUUAUUCCCUCUAGUGAAGAUAUCGGCACAGAUUCUGUCUUGCCCCUUGGAACACUGACAGAUCCCAUUUUGGAAAACCAGGAGGAGGGCUCAGACUGAAUGCUCACUGACCUGAAAAAUGGAAUAGUUGCUGUAUUAAGCAGGAUGCCCAAUCAAUCAGACUUCACUUUCAGGAAAAUCCAACAAUAAUGUUACAGAUAACUUAGCAAAACCUAUUCAACACACGUUACUAUCAAAGUCGCAUUACAAUGAUGGGUUUGGAUUGAAGCAUGUGAAAGUGGUCUGGAUGCAACUGACAUUUAGAGGCUAAAUCCUCUUACAUGUGGUCAAAUGCAGCUUUACAGCUUGCAAGAUCAUACAAAAGCAUUCGCAUGAAUUAUGUGCAUUGUAAUUACCUGAACCUCACCUGUGUCUCAAUGCAAUUACGAACAUUAAAUGCCCUGAUGAAGCAACACUUUUUAAAUGGUUUGUUUAAAAUUAUGUAAUACCCUUACUGUUACAAAGUUGUUGUUUUUUUGGUGCACAUUUCUUGAUUUUACUUGUUUUUGUAGCCCACUUUCCUGCUUAACAGUAAUACUUGAUAUCUAUUAGGGCUGGGCGAUAUGUACAUAAAAAAUAUUUUUAUGUACACGAGUACCUCGUCAACGAGUAGAUUGUCAACCCCCCUGCCGAGGGUCGCUGAAUGUUUUUGCUUCAAAAAAGAAAAGAAAAUAGAACUCAAAUUUAGGUUCAAGGUGAAUGUGUCUUGUGUGACUUUAUGAUUUAAUCACUUUCAUCUUUGUAUCUUUAAUAUAAAGAUAUAUAUUACUGAACCUGCAGAGUUGCGUUCACAAUGAAAACUCUUUACGUACGCUUGUUCCACGUGACAGGCUCGUGCUGCACACCCCUGAAUAAACAGCGGAUCAAAACAUGCGGAAAAAGCCGCAUUUCCAUCCCUUGUGUUCAAAAGAACAAAAUCGUCACUUCCGUGGACGGGCCGUAGCUAGUGGGGUGAAAUGUGUUAAUAAUUCUUGGGGCUCAAAGGUCCAUGGGGGCCCACAACAAAUUUGAAACUGUAUUAUUUUAAUAGGUAGGGGGCCCAGAGCAAAAUAAUUCCUAAAAUGGAAACAUAGCUAUUGACACCUUUUCUUUUGUCUGUUCUUAAAAUAUAAUAAAGUGUGUUUUUCAAGUGCAUGUCUUUGUGACUAACAGCAUUUGUUGUCAUGUGUCACUCCGAGACGUCUUACAGGUCACCCGCCUGUUGCGGGUAGAUUGAAAUACAUUUGGAUGAGGAGCUUGUGCACUGGAUUCAGCCUCAUCGCAUUUUGCGGGUGUUAGUUUCGCACCCUGGGCUACUGUUUAAUAUAUUUGGCGACUUCUCAGAUCCAUGGUUUUGAUAUUUCCCGAUAUUGUCGAUCAUGUCUGUUCGGAAUCGGCUUCGGGAUCUUUGUAAGACAUUGUCAGUAUUCGAUUACAUCGUCCUAUCGCCCAGCCCUAAUAUCUAUGUGAUGCACUGUUUCUCAUACUAAAUAGGAUGUACCUAAAUGUUUGAUUUAUUCCAAAUAUCCACUAGGUUAGACAGCCAUAAAUUAUCAAAGGGUUUACAUUUUCACCUAACCUGUAAGUUAGUGCCUCUGUAUUUAUUUAUUGAAUAAACAAAGUAUUGUCACCACUUGCAUGUCAAUGCUUUUUUUAACAGUUCUCAAUACUAAGAUGAAUUGUUUCUGGGAUUGUUGGAUUAUUGUAGUUCAGGAACACGACUGUGGAUGUGAAUGUUGUGGUUAAAUCCCUGAUUAAUUCAGUACAUUCCUGAUUCAUCCAUUAAACCUUGAGCUAUCGUACUGGAAAGCCUACAUUUUUGUUAUUGUAUCUAUAUUGAGUCUAUAGACUUGCGUUGAGUUUUUGGAGUAUCAUCCUCAAAUGUAAACCAGAACAUGACCAUAUGGAUAAAGACCUGCAUUUCAAUGUCUUUGACAUUAUAGUCUCUUAUUUGUUUUUCUUAAUGCAUUUUAUACAAACAAAUUGCGUAUAUUUCAGUCUAUUUGAGCAUUUUCCAAUUUGUUCCAAAACUGUUUGGAGUAAUUCGUAGAUUACAGGGUGUGUGUAUUUUCAAAAUUAUUAUUAAUGAAGAGGUUACAUGUACACAAUAUAAUUUGUCACACCACAGGACCAGUGAACAGAAAACAGAAGCUUAAAGAUUAAAAAUGCUAAAUAUCUUGUGACUAGAUACAUCAUCUAACUAGAUUACUUUUGAAUCGUAAUCUGGUACUGAUUACAAAUUACAUGACGACAAUUUUAGUCAGUAAUGUAAUCUCUUGGAUUACAUACAAUUGGUUGAUUUGGGAUUACUGUUAGAUUACUUCUGACCUAAUACUUGUUAUUUGAUUAACUUGUACCAUUUUGACAUAUUGCUUACUGAACAAAAUGAAAAUGUACUUAUUGGAUCGAAAUAUGAGUAUUUAUGAUUUGUGUGUGAUUUACUUGCUACUUUGUGUGUUUCAGAGUGAAAUAAAA
Messenger RNA from Xyrauchen texanus (razorback sucker), 5172 nucleotides. Its product is annotated as cyclin-D-binding Myb-like transcription factor 1. The transcript is spliced from 16 exons. Gene Ontology annotation, cellular component: nucleus. The record is from RefSeq and is a predicted model, not a curated record. Gene Ontology annotation, biological process: regulation of transcription by RNA polymerase II. Gene Ontology annotation, molecular function: RNA polymerase II cis-regulatory region sequence-specific DNA binding; DNA-binding transcription factor activity, RNA polymerase II-specific. NCBI's taxonomy places the organism in Eukaryota, Metazoa, Chordata, Actinopteri, Cypriniformes, Catostomidae. The coding region runs from base 799 to 2778 and encodes 659 amino acids.